AUGAUUGAAAUCAUUUUCCUCAACGGCACCUCCAGAGACGACGUCGCCGCUGACCAGCGCCACCGCGCCGAACCGGGCAGUGCGCUCGCUCAGGUCGUGGCGUGGGGUGCUCUCGCCGAGUGCCUCACGUCGGUGUUCUGCCCGAUCGUGAUGGUUGGAGCGCUCGACGUCUCCGCGACCAUUCUCAACAUCUCCGGCGCCUUCCUCGCGGGCAUCGCCCACUCGGCCGACGCCACGCCCUCCGCGCCGCGGCUGCACUCCGCGUGCGCCACCUUCCAGGCCGGCUUUAUCGGCGUCUUCACCUCCUUCACGGUGCUCUUCGAGCAGGCGGCCCGCCUCGACACGUCGCCUGGCUGCGAGAACCGCGCGUGCGGGGCGGGGUACGUCCUCGCGGAGAUGCCUCCUCCGACCUCGCAGAGCCAGCUGUGCUCGUCGGCGUGCGGCGCCAUCUCUGUGUCGGGUGGCCUGGCGCCGGCGCUGUGGGGUCUCUGGCGCGCCGUCCUCCUCAACUUGUCGCUGCACGUGGGCCUCGCUCUUCUUGCCGGCGUGCUCCUCCCGCAGCAGCCGCACUUCGAGGGAGGAUGA
This is a messenger RNA of Emiliania huxleyi CCMP1516, 585 nucleotides long. RefSeq lists its product as hypothetical. The transcript has 5 exons. Bases 1 to 585 code for a protein of 194 amino acids. Lineage: Eukaryota; Haptophyta; Isochrysidales; Noelaerhabdaceae. The record is from RefSeq and is a predicted model, not a curated record.